AUGAAGGCGGACUACACUGCGCGGGCGUCGAAGACGCGCGGUGGGCAGAAGGUGGGCGGGGUGAGGCGCGAAAGCGCGGGGCAGGGCAUGUCAAUGAGCGAGGAUGAGUUCCAGGCAGCACAAGUGCGGCAACGGAGGAGCAAGAGCUGUGCAGGACCGCUGGAAGGGGUGCAGGAGCGCGUGUUGCGCGCACAUACGAGGCAAGCGAAGGAAAAGCGAAAGUCCGAGGUGCUGAUUGCGGCACAAUCGCUGGAUUACGAGUUACAGAAUGUCAAGAAUCUGAAGCGGAUUUCCAUAGGCUCGAUGGAUCUUCUGAUGGACCCCGAGAUGGAAUUUCGGAUGAACGGUGCUGCGGUCUCCCCCUCGGCCUCGCCGCGCAACAGUUUGACGGAGGAGUCGCUGGAGUGGUUUCAGCUCAGUGCUGAACAGGAGCAGGGUGGAGAGCUGCCACUACAUGCGGAAUCCAUCGAUGCACACUCAUCAGCAGGCGGUAGUUCAGACACUGCACGUGAUGAGCUGCUCACCUCCGCCAGCAGUGUAGUCCCGUCUGAAGAAUUAAGUUGCAGCCAUCCUUUAUCGCCUCCUGCAGCCGCGAAAAAGAGCACGCUUAUGUCAAGUAGAUCUAAAUUGGGGCGGCAGCAUACCGAUACCACGCAUACAAAGCAAGCGACCGGCGAGCCGUUUUCAAGCAAUCUACUGUGGGUGCGUGCAGACCAGCAUCCCAACGUGAAGCCGGAAAACUACCUUGAACUUGUGCACGACACCUUGAAUAAUCUACGUAUCGGCGCGAGGCACGGUAGAGGCGAUAGUCCGGUGCAGCAGAGCAAUACGCCCGUGGCCAAUGGUGAAAGUAGCACCGCCUCUGCCAGGUCUCUGGUGCGUAAACAGUCGAGACUUCGGAAGUCAUUCACAGAAGUGGAAGCUAUAGAAGAGUCACAGUUCACAGAUUCUAUCGGUAGUGAAAUUCCAGUUGGUAAACGCAUGCGAGUGUCGUCAUUGAAGGAAAUAACCGAAGAGCUGACACGAAUUUCUAACAAUGCAGGGUUGACAGAUAGCGACGCGAUUACUCUCGCACGGACGUUAGGUAUUGGAUCGCAAUCUGCUGAUGAGCAUGCAACCUUUUCUGAGUGCGUGCCAAGUGCAGAAGCAGAAGAAAAUGAGUAUGCGUCCAGCAUAUUAGCCAAAAAUGGGCUUGCGAUUCCGGCUCGGUCCUCCCUCAGGCGUAGCAAGUUCACCACAUACCGCAUUCGGUCUGCGGGAAGCGAUAGCUCGCCCCCAGAAAACAAAUCGACGUCAUCUUCAUCAUUAGCAGCAGCAUACGAAAGGAAUAGUAGGAGUCCAAAGAUGCAAAAGGCAGCGUUUAAAGGUUCGCAUCCACGUCUGUCGGGUGAGAAUACCAGUCUUGCUCCACAGUCUCCCAAUUCAAUCAAUGAUAUUUAUGAUCACUACAAUACAUCAGAUACCGAUGAUGGGUCGCCGGAACUUCAAGGCUCACCAGUGACCCACACUUCAGAUGCAAGUUUCACUUCUUCGCCAAACAUAGCAUCUGGUGAACACUGCGCCAGAAAUGCUCAUAAGAUAUCACCUAUAUCUGUGUCCCAAUUAUCUGCCACAUCUUCGUCUUCAACUUCUCCUGGAAGCUCAAAAAGUGCUGAGAGUACGAAGUCUUGGACCUUUGAUCAAAAAUCACCUCUUCGGAGUAUCACUCUAAACUCUUCUACAAAAGGACAUAAGAUAUCCGCUGAAAAAAAGAAGGGUUGGAGUUGGUUUGGAAAUAGUAGGAGGCCUUCCUCGGAGUCGGUGCUUCUGCCGGGUACCGAUUCGGAGGGUUGUCCCAUGGACGAAUCCCAACCAAUACAGUCCGAAGAAUAUCCUUUAAAGCAUCCAAUUUCACCGGUCUCUGAUGAAACGCCUAGGAGAGGGAACCACUCGAGGAACCGUCACCAGACUUCAUCACCCGAGGAGUUAGAGAUUGGAUGGACUGAAACAUCUUUGACUACACUAGAUGGUGACACUGAACAAGAUGGGAAGCCACAACAUCCGAAGACAAAGGAGAAGUUAGAGAAGAAGUUCAUGAAGAUAUUUAAAAAAAGAUCGGGUACAGGGCUCUCACAAGAUACCCCAAAUCAAGGAGAAGAAAGCUCGUUAAAGGCCACCUCGAGGAUUCGAAGAAGCCGUGAAUCCAAGCGACAAACCGAUGAACCUUCCGCCAGCUUGACAACAUCUGUUUCUCUGAACAAUCAUAAUAAUGGCAGAAAGUCGGUUUCAAUUUCCAGGCCAACCUGGCAGCGAACUGAGAGUUCCUAUAAUGGCGAUAAAGGUAAAGGCUCUAUAACUAGCCUCCAGCCCGCUGUUAGUGUGACGAGUUCAAGGGAUUCGCAUGAACAGACGCGCCAAGAUCCCCAACCACAAAGCCUAGUAACUAAGAUGGAUGGUUCUUCAUCGAAUGGGGUUACGGUAUCUUCGCAGCGAGCAGGCUUUUCAAAGAAGGGUCGCAGUAAAACUAGCCAUUCAAGGUCUAAAUUGUCCACUUCACAUGACAUCGCACCAGUGGACAAUCGGCCCUCAGAUGUGGAUCAGAAAAGUACGGAGGCUAAUAACACAUUGUCUUCCCGCGCCGAAGAUAGCCAUCCAUCCUUAGAUCCAGGCAAGUCAGCGCUCGGACCUGGGGAGAUAGCCCAUAGCUUGCCUCCUCGUAAACUUCGAUUCGACGAUGUGCUUCGGCCUGAGAAACCGAAUUCGCCCAUGAAAUUUACUCCUAGCGCUUUCGGAUUUCCGCUUCCUCCUUUGACUGUUUCUACUGUGAUUAUGUUUGACCACCGACUGCCUAUCUAUGUUGAGCGUGCCAUAUACAGGCUGAGUCACUUGAAGCUGAGCGAUCCAAAGCGGGAACUACGGCAACAAGUUCUACUCAGUAAUUUCAUGUAUUCUUACUUGAAUCUGGUAAAUCAUAGCCUAUAUCUGCAACAGAUAGAGGAGGAUAAAAACCAAGGCAUUCAAUUUGAGAGCACAGACAACAUGGCAUCUUCCAGUGGUGUGGUUCCCGAGAAGUGGUGA
Messenger RNA from Eremothecium gossypii ATCC 10895, 3057 nucleotides. RefSeq names its product Zds1p (gene ZDS1). Lineage: Eukaryota; Fungi; Ascomycota; Saccharomycetes; Saccharomycetales; Saccharomycetaceae. The transcript has a single exon. Gene Ontology annotation, cellular component: cytoplasm; cell septum. The record is from RefSeq and is marked provisional. Bases 1 to 3057 code for a protein of 1018 amino acids. Gene Ontology annotation, biological process: positive regulation of G2/M transition of mitotic cell cycle; establishment of cell polarity.